This is a messenger RNA of Carassius auratus (goldfish), 4735 nucleotides long. RefSeq names its product Fc receptor-like protein 5. The transcript is spliced from 15 exons. Lineage: Eukaryota; Metazoa; Chordata; Actinopteri; Cypriniformes; Cyprinidae. The coding region runs from base 55 to 2223 and encodes 722 amino acids. The record is from RefSeq and is a predicted model, not a curated record. Gene Ontology annotation, cellular component: external side of plasma membrane. Gene Ontology annotation, biological process: immune response; cell surface receptor signaling pathway. Gene Ontology annotation, molecular function: transmembrane signaling receptor activity.
CUUGAGGCUUUAACACAGUCUGUGUCUUUAACUGUCUGUCAUCAUUCGGUCAGUAUGGAGCUCCGUCAACUUCCUCUUGUGCUCUUGCUGAUUUCAAACAUCCACUCUCAACAAACUGAAGAUAUUCCCAGACCAACCCUGACUGUUGAGCCACAGAGUUCACUGUUCACUGGAGACUCAGUUACUCUGAGAUGUGAGGUGAAUCAGUCAUGGGAUAGAUGGGAGUUUAUCCGGAGUAGAGACUCAAACACUGAAUCUACUGAAGCUGCAACUAAAACAAUCAAUUCAGUGACAGUCUCUGAUGGAGGAGAGUACAGGUGCAGAGCACAAAGAGGAAGACUUUACACAAAUUACAGUGAACCAGUAACAGUGACAAUAAACGAUUUUCCCAAACCAACUCUGACUGUUGAGCCACAGAGUUCACUGUUCACUGGAGACUCAGUUACUCUGAGAUGUGAGGUGAAUCAGUCAUGGGAUGGAUGGGAGUUUAUCCGGAGUAGAGACACAAACACUGAAUCUACUGAAGCUGCAACUAAAACAAUCAAUUCAGUGACAGUCUCUGAUGGAGGAGAGUACAGGUGCAGAGCACAAAGAGGAGGACUUUACACAAAUUACAGUGAACCAGUAACAGUGACAAUAAACGAAAGACCAAAAGCCAAAGUGAGCAUUAAACCUGAUCAACAUGUAUUCAGAGGAGAGACAGUCACUCUCAGAUGUGACAUUGAUGGUGAAGGAGUCUCUAGCUGGAAGUACAGCUGGUAUAAAGCCGGUUCAGACAGUGUUUUCAGUAGAAAACAGGAACACACAUUCAGUUCUGUUACUGAGUCUGACACAGGUAAAUACUCCUGUUAUGGAGCAGAGAGAGGAGGAUCACGAACAUCACACAUCAGUGAUGAAGUUACACUGACAGUAUCAGAUAGACCCAGACCAGUUUUAAGUGUUUCUCCACAGAAGUGGUUGACUGAAGGAGAUCCAGUGACUCUGAUCUGUGAGGUUAAAGACUCCUCUACAGACUGGACAUUCAGCUGGUACACUCUAAAUGUUUCAUCAGGCUACAGAAAACAUAAUUAUCAGUUGCUCUCAGACAGCAGCAGAGGAGCUGGAGGAAACUACAUGGUCAGUUCUGCUGCUCUAAAUCACACAGGAGUUUAUGUGUGCAGCGCAGAGAGAGAAAAACCACCCUAUCUCACAUGGUACAGCAACGAACAACUACUAUGGGUCACUGGUGUUUCUCCUCCAGUCUCUCUGAUCAUCAGUCCCAGCAGAACUCAACACUUCACAUAUGUCUCUCUCUCUCUGAGCUGUGAGGACCAGAGUAACUCUGAUAGAUGGAGAGUGAGAAGAUACACAGACACUUGGGGGCUGGAAGAUUGUUCAUCAUCACACUGGGGAUCACAGACAGGAUCUACAUGUACAAUCAGCUCCACCAUCACAUCACACACUGGAGUGUACUGGUGUCAGUCUGAAUCUGGAGAGAUCAGUCAUCCUGUUAAUAUCACUGUACACCUUGGUGUAAUUAUGGAGAGUCCUGUUCAUCCUGUGACUGAAGGAGAUUCUCUGACUCUACGCUGUUUAUAUCCAUAUACAACUCCACCAAUCCUCAGAGCUGAUUUCUAUAAAGAUGGAUCACUCAUCCAGAAUCAAACUACAGAGAUGAUCAUCUCUACUGUCUCAAAGUCACAUGAGGGUUUCUACUACUGCAAACACCCAGAGAGAGGAGAGUCACCCAAGAGCUGGAUCUCAGUCACAGCUUCCUCCACAACAUCAGAAUCUGAUGGUCUCAAUCCCAUGAUAAUUGGAGUGACUGCAGGACUGAUUUUCACAUUUUUGAUCAUCGUCUUUUUGGUCCUGCUGUGGCGCUACAGAAACAACAAAGGUGUAAGAUCUCAGUCUCCGUCUAGAGUCAGUGAACAGCAGAACAGCAGUCAGACAUCAGAACAGAACCAGAGUCAAGCGGGAUACAACACACUGCUGUCUGGAACUGCUCAUAUUUAUGACUCUGUUGAUGCAACAAUUAAUAAAGACGUCAGCACAGAUAGUGUUAGUGGACCUACUGACGUCACCUACGCUGAGAUUGAAUACAAAUCUACAGAGAAACAGAAGAAAAAUAAAGAAAACAAAGGGAAAACUAGUGAAGUUUCUGACACUGUUUACUCUAAACUGAACCUGGUGACCCAUCAAGGUGCUGGAUCUAGUGAUGUGACGUAUGCUCAGGUUAAAUAAAUGCCCAGAGGAGAAACUUUCAAUCCCAGGACGCUGGUGAAUUUAGGUGGAGAAGAUCUGGAGAAUGAGCAGAUCAUCCAUGCUUUAUUAUCUAUGUGAUACUGAGAAAUUGAUGGCAAUAUCUGUAUUAAAUAUUAGUGAUGCAAUCCUUCAUGUUCUUCAAUAGGUAUGCAUAAGCAAUGAGCUGAUUAUACAUUGCAUAAAACCAGAAAGAGUAGAUUAUAUUUGAAUGCUGCACAGGGUUUAUUUUUAUUGGUUGAUACAAGCAGCAGCUCAUCAUUAGACUGAGAGAGAGAGAGAGAAUAUUCAGCUUAAGGCCUUUUCCCUGAACGUUAAUAAUAAUUCCUUACAUUUAUAUAGCGCUUUUCUAGGCACUCAAAGCGCUUUACAUAGUCUGGGGGUAUCUCCUCAUCCACCACCAUUGACCAAUUUUCCUUUUUUGUUUGUCUUCUUGAUUUAAAAUUUAUUUGUAUCAUGGUAAUAGAAAACCUGGAAAUACCAGGCAAUUUUAAAAUCAUGACUUACUGGUCUGGAUGACUAAAAGUAAGUGUAUAUAAUAUAUACAUGUUUUUCUAUUGUCAGCUGUUAAAUGUUUAAUUGGCUACAAAUAGCUCUUUGCGUGUGCAGUCUUUUGAUUUAAAAAAUAAAUAAAAAACUUAUUCCACAAUCAAACACCAUUGGGGAAAAAUAGCCAUGGAAGUUCAUUAAAUUAGAAAGUUAGGGAAGUCAGUUGUAACUUGUUGUCUUAGGAUAUUUAUGUUUUCAGAAUACAUUUAUAAACUUUUUGUAAUUUUACUGUAAUGUUUAAUAUUCUAAUUUAUAUUUUCAAUACGAUAAAUAGUAACGAAUAUGUAAUAAUAGAAUAAUAGUAACGUGUAAUAUCUGAAAAUGUAUCCUUUCAUUCCAGAUAGGGUGCAGCAUAGGCAUGAUCAAUUUGGCCAUCAUAGAAACAAUGAUAUGCCCAUUAGUUUUUACCAUUAAAUACGAUUGAAUGUAAUUAUAGCAUAAUCAUUUUUCCCUUAUGAUUUUAAAUUCUGGAAAAAUAAAUGGAAAUGUUCUAAUUCCGAAAAAGUUGUGUUAUAAAAGUACAUUGGGGAUGUUGAAUUUUCUAGCUGGUUUUGGAACUAAUCAAACACAAGACAUGUUCAGACAUCCAAAACUUAAUCUCAGAUAGACUGUGUGAGAGAUGGGAAAUAUUCACAUUUUGGCCCGGAUUAGAGUGGAUGUUAAUCUGUGUAUCAUCAGCCUAAAAAUCUUAGUUUGGUUCGAGAGAUCUUAACAACUGCCAAAGAGGAAACAUAUAAAUGCUAAAAGGAAGGGACCAAGUAAGGAGCCCUGAGGGUCACCAGUACUAACAGGACCAUGCUUUGAACACUGAAACAGACUUAAGAGGUCACCCUGUGUUGGUGCACACUCACAACACAGCAGUGGUCUCUUAUAACAACCACGAAGGGGUCUGCGCUCACGCAGUUUGUACAAACUAGUAUGUCAGAUCCUUGUGUUGUCCCAGGGCAAAGGCAAUCUCCUCUCACUGAGAGAAGUUCACAUUCCUGGGCAUCUGAAUAUGGGAGCAGACAUCCUGUUGAGACAGAGGCUGAGGCCCGAGCAAUGGAUGCUUCAUCCAGAGGUCGUGAAGGAGAUAUGGAGAAUUUUUGGCCAAGCUCAGAUGGACCUGUUUGGGACUGUUUUUCUCUCUCUGACUCAUCCAGCUCCAUUGGGGCUAGGUGUCAUGGUACAGACAUGGCUGAGGCUUCGUCUGUACACCUUUCCCCUGAUUGCUUUGCUCCUGGGAGUUCUGAUGCCUGAUUUUCCUGAAUGUUGAUUAUUAAGUGAACAAGUUUUCUUUUUUAUUUUAAAUGUAUUUGUAACAUGGUCAUAGACCAACUGGAAAUGCCAGAUAAUUUUUUUAAUGUCCAGGUCUGGAAAAGUUGUCUAAUUUAUAAAAUGAAUAUGUUUUCUCUAGCUAUGUUCAACUUGCAAAAUGAUUUAAAACUCAUUAUUCGAGAAAAAUCAUGCAAAGCCAAAAUUUAUAAAUUAGAAAGUUAUGGAAUUCUACUGUGGAUUGCUUGUUUGUCUUAGGAUAUUUAUGGUUUCAGAAUACAGUUAUAAGCUCUAUGGACCUUUACAUCAUUACUUGGGAAAGAAAGAUUGUUGAGUGUAAAGCUUUUUUUUUAUUAUUGUUGUGAAAAUUUCAGUUUGCCUUUUGUUUUGAAAUGGUUGGAAGAAGUUGUGUUGUAAAUGUAUAUAGUGAAUGUUGAAUUGUUUAGCUAUUUUAACUUUAAAAUAUUCCAUUGUUAUAAAUACCUCCGUGAGUCUAAUCUUUCCAUUUUAAAACUGCUUCUCUAGUAAUGAAGAACAACUAAAAAAAAAUAAAAAAAAUAAAAGCCAUUCACUAGUCUAAAUGUUCAAAGUCAACAUUUUUGUAAAAUAUUUUUUACAAUUGUAAUUAUAAACUGUAUCUUUACUGUAAUGUCUAUACUUUGUUUAUAUCAUCAAUAAAGCUUAUUUUGGU